AUGCAAUGCUAUGCAAGUGAGAAACAAGCUCUUAUGGACUUCAAGAAAGACUUGGAAGAUCUCUCUGGUAGACUCUCGUCUUGGAUACACGACGUUGAUUGCUGCAAAUGGGAAGGAGUUGUUUGUAGCAACCGAAGUGGCCGCGUGAUUCAACUUCACCUUCAGAGGCCUGUUCCUGAAAUUCAUGUCGUUGGUGAUGAGGAAGAAUCACCAUUAAGCGGUAAAAUCAGUCAUUCGUUACAAAAUUUGACUCACUUGCGUUACCUUGAUCUAAGUCUAAAUGAUUUCAGUGGAAUUCCAAUUCCCAGUUUUUUUGGGUCUCUCAGAAGUCUAAGGUACCUGGAUUUAUCUGGAGCUGGAUUUCAAGGAAUGGUUCCCUAUCAGCUUGGAAACCUAUCAAGUUUACGCACUUUAAGCAUAACCUGCAGUGUCUAUUCGUCCGAUCUUCAAGUUGAUAACCUGCAAUGGUUGGCUGGUCUCUCGAAUCUGGAACACCUAGACAUGAGUGGCGUGGACCUUAGUCUAGCGUCUAAUUGGCUAGAGGUGAUUAACACGAUCCCUUCUUUGGUAGAGUUGGAACUCAUUUGAAGGCCCAUUGCCCAGAGGUCCUUGGAACUUGACUUCCCUCCAGCACUUGGAUCUUUCUGUCAACUAUCUGAAUGGUUCACUAUCAGAUGAGCUUAUUCAUCUUAACAAUCUCAUUUCUCUCAACCUUUCGGGAGAAAUAUUUCGAAGGCUUCUUGGAUGGAAUUUGGAAUUGGAGUUCCCUUACAUCUUUGAAUCUAUCAUAUAAUAACUUCGCCACCUUCCUUCCA
This is a messenger RNA of Coffea arabica (coffee), 815 nucleotides long. The record is from RefSeq and is a predicted model, not a curated record. Lineage: Eukaryota; Viridiplantae; Streptophyta; Magnoliopsida; Gentianales; Rubiaceae.